AGAAGGGUACACAUACACAUAGUGAUGACAUCAAUCAUCAAGUUUACACCAUUGUCUGGUGGCGCCAAUGAAGAUGCACCUCCAUGCUACCUAUUAGAGAUCGAUGACUUUGUUAUACUACUCGACUGUGGAUGGAAUCACUCACUCGAUAUAUCACUAUUAGAGCCUCUGAAGAAGGUAGCACAUAGGAUCAAUGCAAUACUAUUAUCAUAUCCUGAUGUUGAACAUAUAGGUGCGUUGCCUUAUGCAGUUAGGGAACUGGGACUGACAGGUAUGAUCUAUGGAACAACUCCUGUGUUUAAGAUGGGUCAGAUGUUCUUGUAUGAUCUGUACGAGAGUAGGAUGGCGCAGGAGGAGUUUGACAAGUUCGAUCUGGAUGACGUGGACAUGUGCUUUGACAAGAAGCGCUUCAAAGAGUUGUCAUUCUCGCAGCACUACACAUUGGAGCACGCAGACAUCACCAUCACACCGUACAGCGCCGGCCACAUGCUCGGCGGCUCCGUCUGGAAGAUCACCAAGGAGACCGAUACGAUCAUCUAUGCAAUUGACUACAAUCAUCGUCUGGAGGGACAUCUUGAAGGACUCAUGCCGACCCUGCAGGGUCCCGAUCUGGUCAAGCCGACACAUCUCAUCACUGACGCAAGGUUUGCGCGUCGUGCUCCCAUCUCUAUGAAGCGUAACGACAAGGACAAGGCGCUCACCGCUACAAUGCUAAAGACUUUGCGCGAAGGUGGCAACGUGCUGAUGCCGGUCGAUACGGCUGGCCGUGUGCUGGAACUGCUGCAAUGUAUCGACGCGUUUUGGGCGCAACAGCGACUGGGCAACGCGUACAGCGUCAUCUUCCUCAACAACGUCACGUACAAUGUUUGCGAGUUUGCCAAGUCACAGCUCGAGUUCAUGUCGGCCUCGGCAUCGGCCAAGUUUGAGCAGAAGAACGAGAACAUCUUUGCCUUCAAGAACAUCAAGCUCUGUCACUCAAUGAACGAUCUCUAUUCACUGGCAUCACUCACCAAGAACUUUGUCGUGCUGGCUAGUGGCAAGGACCUCGAGGCCGGCUUCUCGCGUGAGCUCUUUGUUCGCUGGUCCAAGGACCCACUCAAUCUCAUAUUGUUCACCGAUCUCAUGGAGCAAGGCACAUUGGGCGCACGUCUCCUCAACAGGCCAGACAAAGUGGUCAUCGAACAUAGUCAGCGCAAGGAAUUGGAGGGCGAAGAACUACUAGUCUACGAGGAGGAGCGACAGCGUGUGCGUGAAGAGCAGCGACAGGCCGAAGAAAAGCUGAGGAAGGAAGAGGAGGAGCGAGCGCGCCAGGCCGAGCUGGACGCAGGCGACAUUGAAGAGAAGAUCAUGGAGAUCAAUCUCAAGAAGAACCCAUUCAUCAACAGAUUUGAUAUUAGCCGCGAGCAGUUCAAGCUGGAGGGCUGCCAGCCAAUGUUCCCGUUUGUCGACCGCGUGCAAAAGUGCGACGAGUACGGCAUGCAAGACGACAGUCUGAUGGAACUGGCCAAGAAGCUGAACGCCGAGAACGAUCAAGAGAUGGUACCGGUCGAGGAGCAGGUGGUCGAGGAGCAGCGACCAAAGAAGAUCGUCUCGCAGACGAUCACAGUGAUGGUGCGAUGCAAUAUCAUCAAGAUGGACUACGAAGGACAUUGUGAUGGCAACUCGGUCAAGACGAUAAUACAAAAGAUUGCACCGUCCAAGCUUAUUCUGAUACGUGGUGACAAGGACAGCAUUGAUGAGCUAGAGACACACGCCAAGAACAACAUGCGACUAAAGGCCAACUAUGCGCCAAUCAACGAACAGACCAUAGACCUAACAUCCGAGACCAAUGUGUUUAAGGUGGUCUUGAAGGAUUCACUCGUAAACUCAUUGGCUACAUCAAGACUGAUGGACUACGAUAUAUCAUAUGUACAGGCAAGGGUACAUGUCAACGAGGAUUCAAGGGUACCAGUGUUGGACAUUGUUCCAGAAAACGAAGUACUUGCACACAACUCAUCAUUCAUUGGUGAUAUCAAGAUGUCAGAGUUUAAACAACAGUUACUGGAUGCUGGAUUCCAAGUUCAAUUCGAUCAAGGAGUACUGAGCUGUAAUGGAAUGGUGUAUGUGUGGCGAGAGGAAGUGGAUGGAAACUCUAGUAUCCAAAUGGAUGGUGUACUCUCCGAGGAGUACUACCAUGUCAGAGAUCUGUUAUAUAAACAAUUCCAAAUACUCUAA
Messenger RNA from Acytostelium subglobosum LB1, 2214 nucleotides. RefSeq lists its product as hypothetical. Lineage: Eukaryota; Evosea; Eumycetozoa; Acytosteliales; Acytosteliaceae. Gene Ontology annotation, cellular component: mRNA cleavage and polyadenylation specificity factor complex. The annotation marks the transcript as partial. The transcript has 4 exons. Gene Ontology annotation, biological process: mRNA 3'-end processing by stem-loop binding and cleavage. Gene Ontology annotation, molecular function: RNA binding. The record is from RefSeq and is a predicted model, not a curated record.